Messenger RNA from Vespa crabro (European hornet), 5433 nucleotides. RefSeq names its product myb-like protein X. Lineage: Eukaryota; Metazoa; Arthropoda; Insecta; Hymenoptera; Vespidae. The transcript has 4 exons. The record is from RefSeq and is a predicted model, not a curated record. The coding region runs from base 1 to 5433 and encodes 1810 amino acids.
AUGCAGAGCCUACAACAAAGGAUGGACGAUUGGAAGCAACGAGUCAGGAUCCUGAUGAAUCAGAUACUUACCGUGGAUCAAUACUAUGUAACCAGCGACGAGUAUAAAUUCACCGGACAGGCGUCCUAUGCCGAUAUAGCCGCUGGUCGUACCAGUCCAAGUUCAAGAGGCUGUAGUCCGUACAGAAAUCAACGAGAUGAACCUCCUCCUUCCUGUCCCCUACCAAUUCAGAUAUUGCCGUACAACGUAACGCAACUUUCUGAACAGAAAGCAAUCGAAGUAAAACAUGUCGAAGAUGUUCAGCCGAAACUCGCACAGAUUCAAAUGCAAACGGACGAUAGUAACAGCGAUAAUGAAAAUUCAAUUCGUUCAGUUCAGCAAGAAGAACAAACACCAAAAGUGGAAGAAGAAGGAACUGUAACCGAUAGCACAUUAAAUAGUCUUCCUGUAAUCACGGUAGUCGAAUCAAUUCCUCGUCGAGGACGUUCACCAAUAAGAAAAUCAACUUCUGCUCGACCUAACAUGCAAACUAACAAGAAAUAUGAAAAUCCACGUUCGCCUGUAUCAUGCGCAACGGAAAAGCAAAUAUUAAGAUCUAAAAAUGUGAAGAAUACGUUGAUUCCAUGCGAUGAUAAUAGAGGUCGAUCUGCUAGCCCUAUUUGGGUUCCUGGUUCGACUUCCUAUGCCGAUAUACUUCGAGGAGGUACUCACGCAACAUUUAACACAUCUGAUUCGAUGGAUAACGAUAUAAAUUCAUUAACGAAGGAAACUCAUAACACGCAUUCAAAUGCAACUGAAAGUAACUCGAUUAAUCUCACGUUAUCGGAGACACAUAUAAAUGAAACUCAUACAAUCGAAUCAGAAUCUAUUAAACCAUUGGAAAGUUCGAUGUCAAUUGAUGACAAACAAUUAUAUGAACAAAGUCAGGAAACAGUUAUUGAAAAGGAUGACACUAAAAAUUUCUCACAGGAGACUAGUAAUACUUGGUCUAGUGAAUCAUUAGAACACUGUGACGUACUCGAAGAGAAGCAUUAUGACAACAUAGAAAGUCAAGUACCAACGACUGAGACUUACGAGUACAUACACCAACCUAUGACCGAACUAGUAGGAUUCAUAGGUUCCCAACUUGGUGCUUAUCCUGUAGGUUCGUAUGUUUACGCACCAGUAGAACUUCAUCAGCAAAUACAACUCGAUACAAUCACUCCGCAACAUUAUAGUCAAAUGGGUGGUUACACAACGAAUCAUUAUGUUGGUCAAAAUAAUUUUCUACCGACAACUAGCAUAUGUCAUGAGUCUCAUAUACAACAACAACGUGAGUGUCCUACAAAUGAAUCGGAAAAUAGUAAAAAUGCAAAAAUUAUUAAUUCUCAAUCUUCUUCAGUUCUUGAAGUUUCUAAUUUGGAAAUAUCGUCAUUCCCGAUAUCUAAUAUCACUGAGCAGACUGAAUCUAAAAACGAGCAAAAUGUUUCCUUAAAUACUAUAAAUAUGGAUAAUAGUACAAAUUCAGAUAAUAUUGAAAAGAAGAAUACAAGUGUAUCAAAUAACACAGAAAACAAAAGUCAGAUAUUCUCAUACGCUCAAAUUCUUUCUCAAGGUCUUAAUUCUCGGACUGAAUCAGCAAGUAUAGAUAGAUCAACGACAGAGCAAAUCAGAGGACGCUCAGGAUCACCAAAAAUUGCUUCGCUUCAAUAUGAUCUUCCAAUGACUCAGCCAACGAUAAAUCCUCAAGAAGAAGAAAAUGUAGAAAAGAUUCAAUCGAAACAAUCUAGAGGAAAUGAUUGGGAUACUAUGAAGAAAAAAGAUACAAAAAAGAAACCCCAAUCUCGAUCUAUGGAAAAAUCAAAAUAUACGCAAGAUAAAAGAAUUUCGAUUUCCACGGAAAAAGCGAAAGAGGUUUUUGAGAGAGAAAUUACUCCUUCGAAAGAAAUUAUCCGAUCACAAAAUUUACCAACAGUUUCAGCUCAAAAAACAAAUGGUGCUAGGAAAGAAGACAAAGUAGAAAAUAAGCAGCAAAAGAAAAAAACAGGGCAUGCAAAACAAAAACAAGAUCAACAAAAGGAGAAAGUAAACCAACAGCAAAAGGAAAAGCAAGAUCACCAGAAGGAAAAGUUAGAUCAACAGAAAGAAAAACACGAUCUACAAAUGGAAAAGCAAUAUCAACCGAAGGAAAAGCAAAAACAUUUAAAAGAAAAACAAGAACAGCAAAAGGAAAAGCAAGAACAGCGUAAAGAAAAGGAAGAACAGCAAAAGGAAAACCAAGAUCAACCUAAAGUACGAACACCUGAAACUACUGGAGCAACGAAAGGACCAUUAGAAAAGAAACGUAAGCAAAAGAAGAAAAAAUCAGAUAAAACAAUUGAUGAUGAAAUUGACAAGGCUCUGAAAGAAAUAGAAGAUAUGGAUAAACAGAAAGCUAAGAAAGUCGAGCUUUCAAGCGAGGAAAUAAAUUUGAAAUCCGAAUCUGAAUUAAUAGAGUCAAAUAAAUCCAAAGAAGACGUAAAAUCGAAGAAAAAGAACAAAGUCGAUAGUCCUAAACAAACUAAAGAAAAUAUACACGAUUUCAAAACGACCGAUAUCAAACCAAUUGAUAAGAAAUCUGAACAACUAUCUCAAUACCACAAUGAAUCUUGGAAAAUGAAUAAAAGUAUCAGUAGUACUAUUGAAGCUUAUACAGAAAAAUUGAAAGCGAUUAAGAAGAAUCAUAAAGUUAAUGUUCAGAAUAUUGAGGAAGUUUUGGAAAAUAUUACAUCUAAGAAUGACGAUAAGAUAGAAGAAGCAAAACCAGAAAAUAAGUUAAAAUGUAGCGAUGACAGCAAUAUUGAAAGAAAGAAAGAAACUGUGCCAAUUCCUUCAAAGGUGAAACAAAAAGAAAAAUUAAAGGAUAAGACCGUAACAGAAAAAUUAGUUUCAACCUACGUGGUGGAAUCAAAAGAGCAACCUAUAGAAAAAUCCAUAACACAAUGCAUUAUUUCAUUAGAUGAAACCAAUACUGCUUCUUCUCUUGAAAUUGUUGAAGAAACGGAACAAGACAGAACAGAAGUUAAUUCUAAAGAAAUGACUAUUAUUCAAGAUGCAAAAGUGAAAUCUACGAAAAAAAUAUCGAAGACAUCUAAAAUUAAAGACAUGCCUUCGCCAAAAAAAAUUGUUGAACAAAAAGAACCUCUACCUUCUUUCGAAGAGGAGAUAAUCUCUAAAGAUAAAAAGCAAACGGAAGAAAAGAUUUUAUCUGAGGCACCUGCUAGUCCUAAAGAUCAAGAUAAAUUCAAUAUGGAGCCACUUUGUAAAGAUGAAACAAGACCGAAUCUAACUAUCGAAGAAAUAAUACAAGUAUCCACAAUAAAUGAGGAUAAUAUUAAUUCCAAAUUAAUUCAAGCUGACGUUGAAUGUCCUAAAGUAGAAGAAACUGAAGAAUUUGUAGAAGAAAAAGGGGAUCAAAGAAAGGAGGAGGUCGAACAUAUUAAUCAUAGCAAUGAUUUAGAGUUGCUAAGUGUUAAUAGCGACAUUAGUGAAAACAUAGAAGCUAAAUUGAAAGAAAAUAAUGUCAAAAGCAUUGACAAUGGCUUGAAAUCAAGUGUUCCACGCAGUCCAUCGCCAUUGCAAGUAGGAAAAGCUCUCAUUAUCGAAGAAACAGUAACUACUGUAACUACCACCGUUGAUACAGGAACAAUGCAGAUAAAACCACUUGACGUGAAACCCGUUAAAAAGAUUGAAAUUUUAGAAAACGUUCCCUUAGUCAAAACUGUAGGCUCGAAAUCUUUCGACGUGAUAUCUUUGCGACCCGAGACCGUAGAAGCUAGCCUAAUCACAACAUAUGCUAGGGUUCCUGGUAAUUCUUACAUUAGCGUUGCUGAACAAGAUUCGUCCUAUCAAAUUUCUCAUACUGUCAAUCAAUCUCCCAUUGUUCCCAUUUCUUCUGAAAUUAUUGAAUCCGAUGAACCACCGUUAUUCGGGAGUAUUAAAGAUAGGAGAAAAUAUCGUGAAGAAAUAUGCGUGUCUAACGACUCUAUGAAGGAAACACUUCAUGAAAGCCAAAUGAUAUCGUUCGGUGACGAUGAAAGUACUUCUAUACAGACAGUCAUUGAUAAGGAUUUGAAAAAAAAGAACUCUGAAUCUUUGAACAGUACUAUUAUCGAUGAUGUAUAUAACUCAAUUGAAUUCGAAAACGAAAAAGAAAUAUCCGAAGAACAUUCGAAAAUUGAAGAGAAAAAUGAGCUAGUAAGUUUACAUCAAAGGAGAAAACAAACUGUUAUUGAUGAAAAUCAGUUUGUAAAAAAAGAAAAAGCUAAGGAGAAGGUAGUAAAAGAAAGGGAUGAUGAUAAUAAAACUAAACACGUAUUUGAUACACAUUCCAAUUUAGACCAACGAGAAAGCAACGAAUAUUUAUUAGAACUAAUUAAGCCUUAUUGGUUAAAUUAUCAUAAUUAUACUAAUGCGGAGAAUGAACUUUGCAGACAUUAUAAAAUUGUGCAGCUAUCACAAAAACCACGUAUAGCUGAUAUCCCUUCUGUUUGUAGUGAAGAUAAUAUUGUGAAAAUUGUUCAAGAGUCUGUUAUGAAAAAGUCUCAAGUUCAAAAGAUAAGCAACGACGAGAAAGCAGCCAACGAAAAAUCUAAGAUAAUAUCUUUGCUUGCAGACGUUCCUAAAUAUCCAAUUAUUAGCUUCUAUGAGUUCGAAUCGCAGUGGAUACAAUUUCAACAAGCAGUCACAAAAAAAUCUAUUUCUUCAUCUUCCAUUGAUUCUGCAGAUAUAAUAAUUCCAGUAAAUACUAUUUCAAGUAAGACAGAAAUAAUUGAAAAAGAUGUUAAUGCGACCUUGACAAAAAUAAACGAGAUAAUCGAUAUGCAUGAAAGUCCUGUUAAAACAAAAAACGAUGACAUUGAUGCUAAUACUAAUAAAAAUCAAUCAAAACUCGACUGUAACUUAACUCAACUCAACUCAACUCAAGCUAUACAUUUGAAAACUGAUGAUUCGUGGAUGAGUUUUUUGGAUGAAACGAUGGUGAUAAAUGAUGAUAAUUGGGAAGAAGAUACAAAUGAAAUGAAGCAGAAUCCAUCAACAAUAGUUCAGUCUGAAUUAGACCUUAUUAUUUCAACUACUAGUAGCAUGUUGGAUGAAGAAAAGUCUUUCAAUAAAGAACCGUUUAUAAAAGAAGAAGAAGAAGGUAAGGUGUCACCUAUUAAAACACAGAUAUCCAUCUCAAGUGAACCUAAAGAGAAAGAUAUUUUUGUUAAAUACGAAGAGAAGACUCAACCUAAUAAGGAUAAAAUACAUGUAUCUCAGAGAGAAACGCAAAAUGUGAUAGAACAGAAAUCUGUACAUUUAAAAUCUUCUGAAGAUUGGUUGAACUUUUUAGAUGAAGAAAUACCUAUUAAUAGUGAUGAUUUUGAAGAUCUGGAAGUUAAAUCUAAUGUAGUUAACAGGACAGAGAAUUGA